Molecule: messenger RNA, 2934 nt
Organism: Microthlaspi erraticum
Lineage: Eukaryota; Viridiplantae; Streptophyta; Magnoliopsida; Brassicales; Brassicaceae
Source: the annotation of a GenBank genome assembly
AUGGUAAGUGCCCUAGACGCGUUAAUCUUGGCUAACCAACACCCGCCAAUUUUUUUCCAAGGGGAUGAUUCAAUCUUUGACGAAGAGGUUGAAGAAAUUGACGACGAGAACCAUUAUCAAGCUGUAGGAGAUCUCUACAACGAGUUUUAUGGAGCUCCAAUCUACGAUGUCUAUGAUGAGGCAGAUCCGAUCUUCCGCCUUUGUGAUUCUGAUGGUGCUAAUCAGAUUUGUCAUGACCGUGAUGAUGCAAAUCCAAUCUUUGAUGUUUAUGAUGAAGAGUAUAUCAAGUUCUUAGGAAUUCAAAGAAAGGAAGACGUAAAACUUGGACCAGCAGAAUAUGUUCAAUAUCAUCGACAGAUCAAUGGCCAACCACCAGAUCGUGAACCGCCAGAUCAUUAUCAACGUGAUAAUCCUUUUCACCUCAAAAAGAAAAAUCUCUACCACAAGGUUUAUGGUGAUCCGUUUAUUGGUGUCAAUAGAGAUGAUCCGAUUGGUACUGUUUGUAAUGAUGAAUUCACGGUUAAGGGCUAUGAUGAUUCAUCGAAAUGUGACAAAAUCCAAGUUACUAAUGAGAAGCUAAGGCUCGUUUCACUGAUGAGUACACAUGUCCAUACUUCGGAUUUUGGUUUGGGUUACACAAAUUUUGUCACAAUGAGUGGAGUAGAUGUUCUUGUAUUAGAUCACUCGAUUGUGGACAGGGGUUCAAGCAGAGAGUCGCCGUUUUGCUCUAGCUAUAUUUUUCACAUUGGUUUUGACGGCUCUGGUUUUCAGCUUAUUCUCGCAUGGUUAAUACUAGACGACUUUGAUGUUGGUCGUUAUGUACGACACGAGCUGGUCUCGCAAUGGUUACAUUCACGGACAAGAUGGGAUAGUUCUAUUUGCUGGCUUGUUUUGAAGGUGGUAAUUGAUUUCUCCGAUGCCGUACUCAUUAAUGGAGCUUUCUCAAGGAUAUCAUAUUUACACUACUACCAAUUUCUUCGAAGCACCCAACGUGAAAGUCUUUCUGUGGAGCCAGAUAAAGAUUUUCUCUUGCAUGACAUGAAAUCUUAUGUGGAUACUUCAGGGAAUUUAGCCAACGUGAACACUAUAUGCUCGACUUGUUUUGUGGAACACACAAAUACUUUGAAAGAUCUCUUAAUACUUGCCGCUAUGUUGAAUGUGCCGUAUCUACUACAUCUGCGCAUGUUUGGUCUCAUGCAUGAUUACAUUUGUUUUGGGGGAAAAUGGAAGCACAAGAUCAUAGUCAAGUGGGUUUUUCUUAUGCGUAGUGUGGUGUUUUCCGUGGAGUUUUCAAUUCACAGUGACAUUGGUGAAGCACCGCUUGUGAAAGUCCCACAAACUACUUGUUUGUUCUCUCUUUUCUGGUUCUUAAUGUCUCAAGGUGCCGCUACCAUGGCUAGUAAAGAGGAGCUCAAGUUUUUGUGGCCACCAUGGAAUCCCAAAGCUUUUGGGCUUCUCCUUUUCACGUCUACGAUCAUGCCAAUUGUGUUCUUUCCGACCGUUUUGUGGCUUUGUGGGUUGCAAUGUGGAAAUUUAACGUGGAAAAUGGCUGUUUUGUGUCACACAAUAUGGGUUUAUCAAGACACGUCUAAUACAUAUAUUCAAUGGCGUGAGGUUAUCUGUCAAUCACCCAAGUUAUUGUUUUACGAUAGCUCUGUUUUUCAUGUCUGUUGCAACACCUCUAUUUUGCUAUUACCACCAUGCAAUGGAUUGUCCAUUAUCACGUGGGAAUUAAUAAAGCAAAUUGUUGCUUUACAAGCCACAUGGCAGGAAAAUCUUUAUGUGUUGGCAACGGUGGAUCUCUUUGGGAACAUAAUGAGAUACACGUGCGUUGAGUGGGAUCUAAAUUGUGAAGAUGUGACUUCUUAUGAUCAUUGUCUUUUCUUGGAGCUUUUUGACUUGAAGCUUACGGAAGUCUGGAGUUCGCAUUAUUCUUUACCUUACUCUUCUCAUCAUGGAUUUCAGCUGGAAUAUCUUGUAGUCGACGACAUGGUAAUUUGCUGGAAAGAGUUUUCCUUUAAGCGUCCGCUUUGGGAUCAAAACAUGAUGUUUUCCCUGCCUCCAAGGUUCACAACGGUGCAGUGGAGAUUCUUCUUUCUCACUCCGUUACGACGUGGCUUCUACUAUGACGUUUAUAACAGAGUAUAUGGAGCUAUGCGUACGACUCGAUUUAGACUCUCUUAUGACAUCGCAAGGGGUUUGAGGCGAGUGGACGUUGCUUUUGGGUCACAUGAGUAUGAUAUUCACGUUUCAGACCAAACGAACAACAUGCAUCUUCUCGCAUGGAUAAUUUCUGUGAACGUUGAGGUUUGUAGUUACAUUUGGCACUCGCUGGUUACAAAGUGGUUUCGUCAUUGGAUGCGACCAUGUAGUUGUAUUCGUCGGCUUGUUCUGAAGAUCCUAGGGAAACUCAGUUUUGGAGAUUUACAAGAGCUUUUGUUUUGUUCUACUAGGCCGUCCCAAUAUCAGUUACCAUAUGAAGCUUCUUUAAAGAGAAAGAGCAAUGUUCAUAUCUCACCAGUGGGAUUCUCUUACGAUGUUACGAAAGUUCAUAGUAAGGAGGCGUUACAUUUGAGCUUAAUCGAGGUGCUUGAGCAAUCAGCGUUCUCAAACGUGGACAAGGGAUGUAUACGUGACCAGCCGAAGCCAAUAUGGGUGGUUUUGUGGUGUUUUGUGGCUGAUUUUGCACCAAGCAAACUAGGUUUUAUUGUCUUCGUCAUUGUGAAGGACUUGUCAUGCGAAUCACGCAGUUGGAGUUCUUUGUUGACAUUUCUACAACUAUUGGUGGAAUAUACAGUUUUAGUCUCCAAAAUGAGGAUUGGUGUUCACUUCCCAACACUCAAUGUCCCAAGCUACGUUACCAUUCGAGGACGAAUCUUUUCUUACCCCGGGGGACCUGAUGCAGCGCAUCUUCACUCGAUCAUGUCUCCAUGA